AUGAUUAGAUGGAUCCAAAACCGCAAUAAUUGCAAACAAGAUGACUUGAAACUCUCUUUUUUUGCACAGCCGGAUACCCAAACAACAUGUAAGUAUCCGCUGUGCGCAACACACAACAAAAAAAAACGAAAACGACAGAAUAGUAAUGGAAGAUGGUCCUCGUUUGCAUGUUUUAAUCCCACCUCGCUGGUAGGAGCUGGAGAGAGUGUUCGAGAAACCAAAACGAUCAAUAAGCCAUUGCGUUUUUACAUCUGUCAUGUCUGGACGCUGGAUGUUCUCCAGAAAAUUACAGGUAACUAA
Molecule: messenger RNA, 300 nt
Organism: Necator americanus (New World hookworm)
Lineage: Eukaryota; Metazoa; Nematoda; Chromadorea; Rhabditida; Ancylostomatidae
Exons: 4
Coding region: 1-300 (99 amino acids)
Source: RefSeq, a predicted model, not a curated record